UCUAUCUGUCAGUUUUGUGAUUAUCUUGGAAAAUUGGAAAAUGGAUAAUGGCUGAUAGUUUGACAAAUAUUUCAGCUUGAUAGAAAAUUAUCAACAACUUCCUUUUACCAGUUUAUGGGUAUUCCAAUAGAAUUCAUCUAUAGGAUUUUAAAAUCAGUUCGUAUACAAGAGGCGCGGCACAUUGCCUUAUUACAUCAUUAAAAAACAAAUCGGCGUCCAUGUGAAAAACUGUUUUCAAACAUCGAGAGGUGAUAUUUACAGUGGAAGAAUUAUGUAUUCAGUGCAGUAAUUAGUAAAUUCAGCGUUAUGCCUUGAAAGGAGCGCUAGGCAUGCUGGACACAAGACACUCUGUAAAUAGUAGUGGAUAGGUUAGUGGUUAUUCCCGCAUUAAACCAAUAAAAUGGGGACUCAGAAUGCGACAGAAAGUGAAUUCAACGUGCUACAGUUCGAGAAACAGUUGAUGACUCUGAAAGACUCUCAAGAAGCCAUCAACCACUGCUGCCAAUGGUGUUUACAGAACAGAGGGCAUCACAAAAAGAUUGUCAGUUCUUGGUUGAAUGUGUUGAAGAGGGUGAAAGUAGAGCAAAGACUGAUUUUGUUCUAUCUAGCUAAUGAUGUUGUACAGUAUUCUAAGAGGAGAAAUUAUGAAUAUGUUGAGAGUUGGGGGACUGCUUUGCAGAAAGCUACUACUAUGGUUCGGGAUGAUAAAGUGAAGAACAAGAUUCUGAGGAUAUUUAAAAUUUGGGAGCAGAGAAAUGUAUAUAAUGAAGAGUUCAUAUCUGAUUUGUGUGGGCUUCUCAGUAUCACACCAACUGCUCAAAAAUCUGAUGAGCCACAUGAGUUUCAGCCAUCAUAUGUGAUAAAUAAAAUAAAAAUUUGCACAAAGCUGGAAAGAGACACAGACACCAAGCUGAAGCUUCUGAAAGAGCACAACCCAAAAAUUCAGAUUGACGAUGGUCUCAUUGGAUCUCUAAAAGAUCGAGCUCAUGUUGAUGAUGUUGAGAAGGAGGUGGAAGUGUAUGUGAAGCAUAUGGAAGAGUACAUCAGUGCAUUGAAAUUGGAAAUAAAGAAUAGAAUAACACUAAUAGGUGUAUUGAAACAGGCUGAUACUCAGUUGGAAGCUGAUAGGAAAGAUGUAAAAGUUGUAGCAAAUGCGUACAAGAUGUUUGGCACAAGGGUGAAAACUUUCCAAAGAAAGUUGGAUGAGCAUAAAGCUACUUUGACCAGCCCCAUACCAUCACCAGAUAUCAAUGCACCGUCACCUAGUCCUGAUUCUGACAUUGAUCUCCCAGAUGAACCUCCUGCAUUGAAAAAAAUAGCUGAGCCUGAAACGGCAGAACCUGCUGAAGAAGAAGAACAAGGAUACAAUCCAAAAGCUGAUCUGGAGAAGAGGAUAAAAGAGCAACAGCAGGUACAAUACACCAAUGCCGGAUUUUACAAUGUUGCCACGGCAGAGGAAACGCCUGUUACGAAUACGAGUCUCUCGAACAGUUUCAUCAACAGCAGUUUCCUUUCGAAUGGAUUUUCUAGUUAUAUUGGUUCAGACAUUUCAGUGAACUUAUCUACAUUGGAGGGCUCAAUCUUUUCAACCAGCGCAUCUCAAUCCUCAUUAGAAGCGGCAGCACCCAGUACCAUUUCCAAUAGCGGACCCACGCCAGUACCCCCCGUACAGCAACAGCCGCCAACCACCUUCACCGUAUACGGGGGGCAGCCCCUCUUGCCACCCCCUAUGCCGCCGUUCAGUAAACCGGAUGGGGGCGGUGUUGCCGGUCGUCAGGACUAUGGCGCGGCACAGACGGAUGCGUACUCUACGCAGGGUUACGCGAGUAGCGGAGGUGGGGGUACUACUAAUUCGGAUUAUGCAAAUGGUUCAUACAGUUCAUCAGUAGUAGCCAAUACUCCCGUUGACCAACCGCCUCCCUCGGUGGCAGGAUUCCUCUCUACUACAGAUAUGGCGCCACCUUUCCUGGACGAAAAUGGCCCCCACCCUCCCGAGGGCUGUAACCCCUACCCCCCGGCAGUGUGCACCAUUGGUGGAGACGAAGAGUACAACCCCGAAGAGGAUGUGUCGCUUGUGGGAUGGGAUGGAUUGGGACCGGAGGACGGGUGCUUCGGACUUGAUGAUGUGGCCUCACCGUUCCCAGACGCGCCUCCCAGUCAUCCUCCUGAUGGAUGUAAUCCCUAUCCUCCCGAAGCACCAGCCAAUAAUCAAGAGCACAUUACAACUGAAAAGGUUCCUCUUUUAGGAUGGGAAAAUCAAGGUGGAGGUUGGCCGUCUCAACCACCCGAUAUGCUGUUGGACACACCCGAGAGUCCUCCCAACUUCGAAAAAGAGGGCUACGGUGAUCCAGUGGAGUACAGGGACGGGGACGGAUCGGUGUUGGAUGCACAUACGGCGGCUGCGGGCGAUGUCGACCAUAGGGUGAUGCCUAGAGGGAUGGGAGAUCACAUAGAAGACUCAAUGGGUAGCUUGGGCGGUAAAGAUGUUGAUCAUCGCAAUUUAAUAAGUCUGACAGGGUCACCUGGUAAUUCAAAUUCACAAAACUCGCCACAGAACUGGAACAACGGUACUGCAGAUCAGGAUUACCGCUUGCUUCCUCCGACGGCAACAUCCGGCGACUCCAACAAUCACCAUCAACCAGGCAGCGCCCCCGUACUAGACCACGACUACCGCAUGGGCUUCAACUUGGAACAACUGAAACUUCCCCCACCACCUCCGCCUCCUCCAUCGAACAAGUUUGGCGAACCGCCCCCGCCGCUGCCACCGGACGCUAUGUUGAAGUCGCCGCCCCCACAACCGCCCCCGCCGCUGAUACAGCAUGGUGGCGCCGGCGAUCAACUGUGCGACGGUAUCGAUAUGGAUAACAUAGAUAUGGAUCUUAGCGAUGAGGAUGCUGUACAGCAUACUAGUGCGAAUUGCGGCAAGAAUGAGAACCUGAAAGUGAUAGUGGAUCCCUCAAACUCUGAUUCGCCCCAAAACCAACAGAACAUGCUGCUGGAACCUCCACCUCCUCUUCCCGACUUGCCAGAUGACGUGGACGCCAAUAACUUCCUCGAUGAUCUAAGUAACGACCUCCAUGAGUUCGAGAGCUUAUCGGCGGACGGAUUGGAUACCAGCAGUCUGGGGAUUAUCUCGUCAACAGAUGUCAACUCAGAUAAAGGGGGAAUAUUUUCGACACCGUCAAUGGCCGACCCGCCUCCACAAGGCGUACCACCCCCCACAUGGCAACCAUCAGGCGGACAAGCUCCCAUGUUGCCACCUCCGUCGUUAGCCGGCUUCAACGAUAUGCUGCCCAUGGCGAUGCCGCCCCCACCUAUGGGCAGUCUUCUGCCCAUACCUCAGCCCCAACAGCCGUACAUGGGCGAAGCGCCGCCUUCGUGGCCCAUGGAUGACGAUAUGCAGCAACAUGAUUGGAUGGGCGGCGGGCUCAUGAUGGAGGACAGGGAUCAGCAGUCGUGGCAGCAGCCGCCCCCGCAUCUCGCGUCGCCCCAUAACGGGCAGUUCAUGCAGUUCGGUAGGGGCGGGAGGGGGAUGAGUAGGGGCAGCCCGGGAUUUAAUAAGAGAGGAGGAAGAGGAAGGGGUGGCAAUCGAGGUGGAGGCAAUAUGAUGUUCCGCGGUGGCGGUGUCAACAGCAGUCCACGGGGUGGUCAAAAAGGCAACAGAGGUGGACCACAACAGUGGAAUAACAAUCGAGGACUAUUCCAUAGGAACUUUAGGGGCGGGUUUUAGAAUUCCAAUCAAUGAGUAUGUUCAAGAAACGAAAGCGACUGAUGUCAGUGACUAUUUGAAUCAUAUGGACACUGUCUGAAAAAUACCGCUUGCGUUCCCUGAAUUCAUGAUAUAUUUAUUUGUUGAUUGCGCAACUCAGAUUCAAAUGCCGAAUUUAGUCAAAUUAUGACUAAUAAAAUCAUGAAUGUACUCCUCUAAGACAGAGGAAUGUUUGAGGAGCCGUUCAUUUUUAUAUAUAUUGUAUUGGAAGUAAUAAGUUUGGGAUACUUAGUCUAGUCAAGUAAUUUCUAAUUUAUCCUAUAUCUACGAUGAAAGAAUGCUAUAACCUACCCUAGAUGCAUUUAUUAAGCAUUCCUUUGCUACUUUAAACAUUUAUUUCUUAUAAAAUUGAUAAACAUUUUUAAAACUCAUCUUGUGAUUGCCUCUCUGAUCAGUCUUCCUUAAUCUGGUCAAUAAACCUCGGAUGAUGAAUUAGUAGUAUUGCGAACGUCUAGACUGCCUUGGUAGCCCUUUUUAAAUUACACUAUCACAAUACUCCAGUUUAUCUCUUUCCGUGUCUCUCUUGUCUUCUUUCGUGCGGUAUCUGGGCAUUCGGAACUAACAGGUGAUCAUCAAAACCAACGAACUCGAAUAGAUUGGGAGUCAAGCCUAUAUGUUGUGUUGUUUCUCCCAAAAAUUACGUAGUUUUAGUGCAUACUUUUGAGAUAUUUUACUACCAUGCCUAUCAAAGUGACAACAUUGUAUCGACAUAAUAAUAAUAAUACUUACCGGUGGAAAGAUGUACCAUCAUUAGGCUUGUGUCUGUCUUUGCAAAUUUUGGAAGGAGUGCCAUGUCCUGAAAUGAUCCAACACCACAAUUAUACGUAAACACCCUCAAUUAAUAAAAAUACGAAUUUAAUGACUGUCAAAUAAUUAACUUAUGUCAAGUCCACUUGUAGUAUGCACUUUCAACCUGACUACAGACUGACAUUUUGGAGACAAACAAAUCGUAGGCUUACUCCUAUUUAUUCCUGUCAGAUAGACCCGCCUGACUUUGGCCUCCCAUCCUCACCGAGUCGAACUUCCUACAUCCAGAACUGGCCGCUUGUCGGAACCUAGUGUGGCGAGAUUGUAGAACAAUCCACAAGAUGAAGCUUUUCCCAGUUCUACUAACGUUUGGCAGUUUUCAGAGGUGCUUCAGAAAAAAAAUUUUAAGUGAUGCAUGAAAUAUAACUAUUCAGGUAUUUGGAUAUUUGGCAUUUGAGUCUGAAGCUUUUUUCGUAGUAACGAAUUUACUUAUUUUGACCUAACCUAGUGCAAACAAAACUUUGUUCUCCAAAUAGUAAUAACGAUAAUAUUGUUCUCCAAUAUCAGUUAGUUUUUAAAAUAAUUGCAUGAUGGUUUCUGGCCUGUAUGAUAUGAAUCAACUCUAUAGUCCAGGAACUAAAUUACAUCAGGCCAGUAAAAUGCAUUACUACGGAAAAUGCAUAUUCAAACAGAUAUGCUGCUAAAGUUCAUCACCAGUAACAUUAAUUCUGGUCAAAAACUAUUAGCUAUAUCUAAUACUUUAAUUCCUUUUUUGCUGUAAUAUUAAGCUAUACAGUGUAGUUUUGAACUUGCAGAUACAGUUUUUUUUUUUCAUAUACACAUUUCUCUUGAUUUAAUCAUCGUGGUGUGAUAUACAUUUGUCGGUACUUUCAGAAUCCCAGUCAUAUUUUGCAGGGAUUAAGAGUGAAUGGGAUAAUUAUAUUUGUAUGAUUUUGAUUUGUAGAUUGUAAUCUGAGCUAAAACCUUAGUUUAUUCAAGGUUCGUCAAAAUUAGUUGGUCGAUAGAUAUUACGAUUCGGCGAUAGAUGUGCAAAAAGUACAAUGAUGUAAAUAUUUUUUAUAAAAGCGUCUGUAUUGGGCGAGAUCAUGAUGUUAUGUAUAAAAACGAACAGUGAGAGACCCUAUGUUAUUGACAAAGAGUUUCUAGGAAACCGAUUUAUUAAAAUUGGUUUUUAAUAAAUACAUGUUGUUUACGUUUCA
Acanthoscelides obtectus is the source of this 5736-nucleotide messenger RNA. NCBI's taxonomy places the organism in Eukaryota, Metazoa, Arthropoda, Insecta, Coleoptera, Chrysomelidae. The record is from the annotation of a GenBank genome assembly.